Messenger RNA from Aspergillus chevalieri, 621 nucleotides. RefSeq names its product Rab family GTPase srgA (gene srgA). The transcript has 3 exons. NCBI's taxonomy places the organism in Eukaryota, Fungi, Ascomycota, Eurotiomycetes, Eurotiales, Aspergillaceae. Gene Ontology annotation, molecular function: GTP binding; GTPase activity. Gene Ontology annotation, biological process: regulation of exocytosis; protein localization to plasma membrane; protein secretion. Gene Ontology annotation, cellular component: plasma membrane; endosome. The record is from RefSeq and is a predicted model, not a curated record. The coding region runs from base 1 to 621 and encodes 206 amino acids.
AUGGCGGGCACAAGGAAUUACGAUUUCCUGAUCAAAUUGCUGCUGAUUGGUGAUUCUGGAGUUGGAAAAUCUUGCUGUCUUCUGCGAUUCAGCGAAGAUUCUUUCACUCCAUCUUUUAUCACCACCAUUGGCAUCGACUUCAAAAUUCGGACAAUUGAGUUGGACGGUAAGAGGGUAAAACUCCAGAUAUGGGAUACAGCUGGUCAGGAGCGCUUCAGAACGAUCACAACGGCAUAUUACAGAGGAGCGAUGGGUAUACUUCUUGUUUAUGAUGUCACUGAUGAACGCUCAUUUCACAACAUUCGAACUUGGUUCUCUAAUGUUGAGCAACAUGCAAGUGAAGGCGUGCACAAAAUACUCAUUGGAAACAAAUGUGACUGGGAGGAGAAACGAGCCGUCUCAACUGAACAGGGUCAGCGACUUGCUGAUGAGCUCGGCAUCCCAUUCCUCGAAGUUUCCGCUAAAAACAACAUCAACAUCGAAAAUGCGUUCUUCAGCCUUGCCUCUGACAUCAAGAAGGGCAUGGACAUGUCCAAGUCAGAGCAAGCCGGAUCGCAGGGUGUCAAUAUAGACCAACAAGGUUCCGGUUUGAGUGGCAGUACUGGGGGGAAAUGUUGUUAG